Molecule: messenger RNA, 3636 nt
Organism: Oncorhynchus gorbuscha (pink salmon)
Lineage: Eukaryota; Metazoa; Chordata; Actinopteri; Salmoniformes; Salmonidae
Product: selenocysteine insertion sequence-binding protein 2-like
Biological process (GO): selenocysteine incorporation
Cellular component (GO): ribonucleoprotein complex
Molecular function (GO): selenocysteine insertion sequence binding; ribonucleoprotein complex binding; mRNA 3'-UTR binding
Source: RefSeq, a predicted model, not a curated record
GGCCGGUGUCAGUAAACGUCGGCAAAGAAACGUGAUUAAAUUGUUGUCAGCAGCAGAGUUCAGUCACCAUCGCUCUAAAUAACAUGAAAACAGCCUACUAAGCUCUGCUAGGGCAUGUAGAAUGGUCAGAGUGAGGAACGCCCAGAAUUGCGGGCUGCAGUUGCACACUAUUGAAGCUUGGUGCUACAUUAUGUGCACUCUGGGUGCUCAAAUUUUCCACAGCUGACUUGCCUGAGAGUUGUGUUCAACGAUGUCAUGCUAUGUUUGUACAGUAACUGUGUAGUCAGCUAACUGUGUGUAUAUAUACAUAUAUAUAUAUAUACACGACAGAAACAAGACCAUCUGACUUCAACUGGGAAUCACGAAACAGGAGAUGGACAAGCAGAGCAAAUUGUCACCUGCAGUCCAGCCCUUUGUUCCAAAAGUCCAGCAGGAAGGGAGAUUGGAGGCCCCUAAACAACUGACAACUUCACUGCCCCUGACACUACCAAACCCUUAUCUGUUAGAUCAAGGUUCUAGAAGGCAUCAGGCUGGUAAGUCUACUUCAGGUGACGACUCGAGAAAGAGCCCCAGGCAGAGGCCAUCAACCACUGAUGGUAUGCGAGGAGACUCACAGAGCAAGCAUGGCUACAUCAGCAGCCGUCGUACCAAAGGGACAACUGAAACCAGUGCAUACACAGCUGGAGAACGACUCAUACGUGAUCAGCAAACAAAGGCAUCAAAAUCUAGUUCUGAGCUUGGUUCUCAGGACAAUAACAUGAUCAGGACAUCCUUGGAUGCACCAAGAAGAGGGGGUUUUAGAGGGACCAGAUCUGCCCCAAAGUCAUCAGAGAGAUCUGAACCUGCCCAGUUGGAUCUUGUCACAUUUGAGGUGAAAAUGGCUGAAUUCCCAGAGCUGGGUGGUUUGGCACCCGGCAGUCCUGCACUUCCUGCCCCACAGAAACCUGGAACCUGCUGGGGAUCAGCCUCACCAUCCCUCACCCCCCAUCAUCAGAGCUCAGUAUGCACUAGUAAGACUACACCAGUAAGAAAAGGACAAAGACAGGACCCCAGUCGAUGCACCGCUUCCAGUGAAAAUAGUGAUGCAUCCUUGACUAUCGCACAAGCUCAGACUGUGGAGGCAGUUUCACAGAGCAGUGGCCUAGCAGUGACCUCCUGGGCCAAUGUGGCCUCCCAGCCUCCAAAGAAAGUAAUCCCCAAGAAAACGGUCAAUAAUGGCACUCCCUCCCAGAAGGAAACAUCUGUGCAGCAAGAAGAACAAGCCUCUGAGAAGAAGAAGAAAGGGAAGAAGAAGAAGAGAUCCAAAAUGCCGGGUGAAGUUGGAGCGUUAGAGGAGUCUGAGGACCUGGUCAUUUAUCAGGAGCCACCCAAGUUUGAGGAUGAAGAAGAGUUUCCAGACUUGUCUCUGGCCUUCGCUGGUUUAGCCAGAGUGCAAGGCCACAACUCAGUAGUGUUGAGCAACAUUGCAAAACUAGUCAACAAGGAGGAGGGUCACAGAGAAGGAACAGGACUCCAGCCAGGUGACCAAAACAAGGACAAAGCCACAGCAGGAAAAGCUCUCCCUUCAGAGACAAAGAAGGGACAGAAAGCUGAGAAGACCAGUGGGAAGAAGAGCAAAGUCCCUGUGCAGCUGGAUAUUGGGAAUAUGUUGGCGGUUCUGGAGAAGAAACAGCAAACUCAGAAAGACAAGCAGGACACCAAAGGAGUCAUCCUCUCAGUUGGUGGGUCGCUACCUGUCGGCCAUAAGAACGCACUAAUCCAGAAGAAACCAUGGACACAGGAUAAGAUAGCCCACAACCCCUUGGACUCGACCAGCCCUCUGGUAAAGAAGGGCAAGCAGAGAGAGGUUCCCAAAGCUAAGAAACCCACACCACUGAAAAGGGUGAUUCUCAAGGAGAGGGAAGACAGGAAACAGAACCGUUUGCUGGAGGAGCGGGCACUGCCCCCUUCAAGUGAAGAAUCCAAGAUGGCCGGCGACAUAACAGAGGAGCUGUGUGAGGCCAUCGGCAUAGACCAGGACCAGUAUGACUCUACAGAUGUAAGCAGCAGCCCUACUAGCCCCUCUAUGCUUGAGGAGCAGUCAGAAGUACAUGGGGACACUGAGAAGGACACUGAGAAGGACACUGAGAAGGACACUGAGAAGGACACUGAGAAGGACACUGAGAAGGACACUGGAGGAGACUGGGAAUGAACUGGGAAGGAGACGGAGGAGACUGGGAAGGAGACGGAGGAGACUGGGAAGGAGACGGAGGAGACUGGGAAGGAGACUGAAGACCCAACCAACCAGUCUCAGCUACAGCCCUGCCCUCCCUUUCGACCCAAAAUCCACAGCAGGAAAUUCAGAGAUUACUGCAGCCAGGUGCUGAGUAAAGAUGUGGACGAGUGUGUGACCAACCUGCUGAAAGAGCUGGUGCGCUUCCAGGACCGGCUGUACCAGAAAGACCCUAUGAAGGCCCGCAUGAAGAGACGUCUGGUCAUGGGCCUCCGGGAGGUCCUCAAACACCUCAAACUCAGGAAGGUCAAGUGUGUUGUCAUCUCCCCCAACUGUGAACGGAUCCAAUCUAAAGGCGGUCUGGAUGAAGCUCUCCACACCAUCAUUGACACCUGUCGGGAGCAGGGCGUUCCCUUUGUGUUUGCCCUCUCCAGGAAGGCCCUGGGCCGGUGUGUCAACAAAGCUGUGCCUGUCAGCCUUGUGGGCAUCUUUAACUACGAUGGAGCACAGGACCAUUACCACAAAAUGAUUGAACUGUCGUCAGAGGCGAGGAGAGCUUAUGAGGUGAUGAUAGAAAACUUGGAGUUGACAUCACAAGGAGAACAAGAGAACCAAGCGGAUCAGCUAAGCACUGGGCCACUGCCAUCUCCACCAGCCUGCUCAGAAACCGAGGAGCCAGAGUACAUAAAACUGUGGAAGAAAAUGCUGGAGAAGGAAUGCAAUCACAAGUUUUUAAACUUCGAGGAGCAGUUUAGCUCCGUUCCCAGGGCCAGUGACUGUAAAAAACAGAUGGAUGAGAAGAGUUGAUGAUGGAGACUGUGCCUAAAAACCCACUUGAUGCCAGCGCUGACUGUCAGUCCUGAAGGAAAUACUCGAUGGCACGAUUAACCCCCUGAUGUUGCAUCCCAAAUGGCACAUUAUUCCUUAUAUAGUGCUAUAUUUUCUUUGACCGAGCCCUAUGAGUGCUAGGUUAGGGAAUAUUGUGCCAUUUCCGAUGCUGACAGAUCAAAAUUGAUCUAUUUCCUGGGACCAAACCAAUCACUAGAAGUGACCAUUCAGCAUGUGGCACAAUAAUGGCACAAUACACUGCUCCAUGAUGACAGGUUUAUUUACCUAAUGUGCCUAUAUAAAAUAGAAUCAAAGUAUACUUUAUCUGUGAAUGUUAGAUGAGCGACAUGACCUCAAGAUGUCCAGUUUUUUUUUCUGAAACAAUGGAAAUGCCACAAACUGUUUUGUUUUCUUGUGUUCAAAUUAGGCAUAUUAUUUCCUUUGUCAAUCAUGUGUGUACUUACUGUAUAAGGUUGAGAGUCAGUGAUUGUUUCUUUGGCUACACCAGUCAACAAAUGUCUGCUGUCAUAUACGCCGAUAUGAACUUUGGUCUUUGACAUUAUCCAAACAAUAAAAUUAUAAUUUUAUUCUUAAGA